AUGCGUCUUACCAGCAUCUUUUUACUCUUAACCGGGUCCGCCUGGGUUGGAGCCAGCCCUGUCACGCCCAAUGACAACGAGCUAGUCGCCAGACAGUCCGGUUCCAACUACUGGGUUGACAGCAUCAAACACCAAGGCGCCGUCGCUUUUGGGGGCAGCGCCGACUACCAAGUAUACCGAAAUGUGAAGGAGUUCGGUGCCGUUGGUGAUGGCACGACGGACGACACUGCCGCCAUCAACAAGGCCAUCUCUUCGGGAUCUCGCUGCGGUAAAGGCUGUGACUCGGCUACCACCAAGCCAGCCGUGGUCUACUUCCCUCCUGGUACCUACAUGGUCUCCAAGCCCGUCGUCCAGUAUUACUACACUCAAAUGAUUGGUGAUGCUCUCAGCCUCCCUGUUAUCAAGGCCUCCGCAGACUUCACCGGUAUGGCUGUCAUCGAUGCCGACCCAUACGAGGACGAUGGCUCCAACUGGUACACCAACCAGAACAACUUCUUCCGUUCAAUUCGUAACUUUGUCGUCGAUAUUACUGCUCUGCCCCAAGGCUCCGGUGCCGGUAUCCACUGGCAAGUCGGACAGGCCACUAGCUUGCAGAACAUCCGCUUCGAGAUGGUCAAGGGCGGCGGCGAGGCCAACAAGCAGCAGGGUAUCUUCAUGGACAACGGUUCUGGAGGUUUUAUGACCGACAUGACCUUCAACGGUGGAAACUAUGGUAUGUUCGUCGGUAACCAGCAGUUCACCAGCCGCAACUUGACAUUCAACGACUGCAACACUGGUGUCUUCAUGAACUGGAACUGGGCCUGGACCUUCAAGUCCAUUACCUUCAACAACUGCGAGCUCGGUCUGAACAUGUCGAACUCUCCUUCCAACCAGACUGUCGGUUCCGUUUUGCUGCUCGACUCGGACUUUGUCGAUACCCCGACGGGUGUUGUCACUGCCUGGGGCAAAGAAAGCAUCCCUGUUGGCGCCGGCACUCUGGUUCUGGACAAUGUGGACUUUAGUGGCUCCAAGGUCGGUGUUGCCUCUAUUGACGGCAGCGAAGUAGUUGCGGGUGGCAAGGUUGUGGAAAACUGGGUUCAGGGUGGUGUCUACCGCCCAGGCCAGAGUGCUAGCAAGAGAUCCAUCCAGGCCCAGGCCCAGCCUGUUGAGGAAGAAGAAGUGGUGGUCGAGACAAUCGUCGAGACAGUCUACGAAUGCGGCUCUACCACUGUUCCCAAGCCUCCUGCAACGAGCACGGAAUCGGGCACGGACGACGUGGAGACUACUGGUGCACCUCUGCCCUCAGGUGGCCAGAUCGACUCGCAGACCGAGGGUGGUGCUUCCACUGUCACUAACGGACCCGCCGCUCCAGCAACCACUGCGGAUAGCACUGCUGCCGACAUCUCCGAGGCCGUUCCGUCUGGCACUUCUGAAUCAACCCCAGCAUCGUCCGGAUCCAGUCAUGGAUCUAAUGAUUCCAGUGGCUCCAGUGGCUCCAGCGGUAGCAGCGGCAACUCAGGCCAGUGCGUAGCCAAGGAGGUCACCAGGACUCGUGUCCAGACUGCCGUCCCAAUCAACAAGCCCAAGGCGCUCCUCAACAGCGACAGCGGCAAGGUCUUUGAACGCUCCAAGCCUCUGUACGAAAGUUACGCCGCUUCGUCGUUCGUCAGCGUCAAGUCCGCUGGUGCUAAGGGUGAUGGCAAGACCGAUGACACCGCAGCUAUCCAAAAGAUCCUCGACAGCGCCACCAAGGACCAGAUCGUUCACUUUGACCACGGUGCCUAUGUCCUAACUGACACCGUCAAGGUCCCCAAGAACAUCAAGAUCGUUGGUGAAGUCUGGCCCGUCCUCAUGGCCCACGGCGAAAAGUUCUCUGAUGAGCAGAACCCCAUUCCUCUCCUUCAGGUCGGCCAAGCUGGCGACACUGGCUCCGUGGAAAUCAGCGACAUCACCCUUGUGACCAAGGGCCCUGCCCCUGGCGCCAUUCUCAUGGAGUGGAACAUUGCUGAAGAGGCCCCUGGCUCUGCUGGAAUGUGGGACGUCCACUUCCGUGUCGGUGGUUCCGCAGGCACUGAGCUUCAGUCCGACAAGUGCGCUAAGACGCCCAAGACCGACACUACCCCGAACAAGGAGUGCAUUGGUUCCUUCAUGCUUCUCCACCUUACGGAGAAGUCUACCGCAUACCUCGAGAACGUCUGGUCCUGGACUGCCGACCACGAGCUUGACCUCGAGGACCACAACCAGAUCAACAUCUACAACGGCCGUGGAAUCCUCGUCGAAUCCAAGGGCCCCGUCUGGAUGUACGGUACCGCGGCCGAGCACAACCAGCUUUACAACUACCAGGUUAACAACGCCGAGAGCGUCUUCAUGGGUCUGAUCCAGACGGAAACUCCUUACUUCCAAGCCAACCCCGAUGCCCUCGAGCCCUUCACCCCUCAAGAAUCAUGGAACGACCCUGACUUCUCCACCUGCACCACCGAGGCCUGCAAGAAGGCCUGGGGGCUGCGCGUGAUCAACUCCUCCAACGUCUUCGUCUACGGCGCCGGCCUGUACAGUUUCUUCGAGAACUACGGCCAGACAUGCCUUGGCGACUCCUGCCAGGAGAACAUGGUCCAGGUUGACUGCUCGGACGUUCACAUCUUCGGUCUCAGCACCAUCGCCACGACGAACAUGAUCGCCUCGUCCGAUGGCAAGAGCCUAGUCCCGCAAGAGGGUAACGAGAGCACAUACUGCUCCACGAUUGCGUUGUUCGAGCAGACAUCACAGGCAUGA
Aspergillus versicolor CBS 583.65 is the source of this 2751-nucleotide messenger RNA. RefSeq names its product exo-beta-1,3-glucanase Exg0 (gene exgO). The record is from RefSeq and is a predicted model, not a curated record. The coding region runs from base 1 to 2751 and encodes 916 amino acids. NCBI's taxonomy places the organism in Eukaryota, Fungi, Ascomycota, Eurotiomycetes, Eurotiales, Aspergillaceae. The transcript has 2 exons.